Messenger RNA from Schistosoma curassoni, 2371 nucleotides. NCBI's taxonomy places the organism in Eukaryota, Metazoa, Platyhelminthes, Trematoda, Strigeidida, Schistosomatidae. The record is from the annotation of a GenBank genome assembly.
CAUCAGUGGAUAUUUUCAAGGAGAAGCUGAACUUUCACUGGCAGGCAAUCUGACAGGUUUAAAACAGACUGAAAACUGAAUUUCUUACUAAAAUUUUUAGCAACCCAACAUUUGACCAUUUAAUUGAGAGCCCGUCUGUCCAAACUUUUUCUGAACGGCGCACACGUGAAUUAAAGAAUGACGUUAUCGACUAUUUCGGAUGAAGCAGAAGCAUUAAAAGAAGAAGCUAACAAAUUUUUCAAAGGUAAUGCAUAGACAGACCUCACACUUACAAAUAUGGACACGUGUUUAACGGUAUUUUUCGACUAAUAGAUGGGGACUAUGAAAAAGCCAUCGAUGCAUACACGAAGGCGAUAGAAAUUCGGGAGACUGCUGUUUAUUUGGCCAACAGGAGCCUAGCUUAUCUUCGUACAGAGUGUUUUGGCUAUGCCUUGGAUGAUGCUUCUAAAGCUAUAUCUUUGGAUAGUUCUUAUGUGAAGGGUUAUUAUCGCAGGGCAUCUGCACAUAUGGCAUUAGGUCAGUAUAAGGAGGCAUUAGCAGACUACGAAACUGUUAUUCGAGUUGCACCUAGUGACAAAAUGGCUCGUGAGAAGUUGACUGAAUGCCGGAAAAUAAUUCGUCGCAAAGCAUUUGAAAAAGCCAUUGCAGUAGAAGAUCAGCCAUCCCCAUUAGAAUCUUUUGAUCUGUCAACAAUUACCGUAGAAUCUAGUUACGAUGGUCCGCACUUAGAACAAGAUAGCAAUGGAAAAUACUUUGUCACUGAGUCGUUUAUGUUGGCUUUAAUGGAGCACUACAAAUCUCAGAAAGUAUUACACAAGAAAUAUGCCAUUAUAAUAAUGAAAGAUAUUUUCUUAUUUCUUCGCGGUUUACCAAGUUUGGUAGACAUUAAAGUCCCAGAACAGUCUAAGUUUACUGUUUGUGGGGAUAUACACGGUCAGUUCUACGAUCUUAUGAACAUAUUCAAAAUUAACGGGCUUCCGAGCAAAGAUAAUCCUUACUUGUUCAAUGGUGACUUUGUUGAUCGGGGAUCGUUUUCCGUGGAGUGUAUUUUCACCUUGUUCGGGUUUAAGCUUCUCUAUCCAGACAAGUUUUAUCUUUCCAGAGGUAACCAUGAAUCCGAACACAUGAACAGACUUUAUGGCUUUGAAGGUGAGGUAAAGUCAAAAUAUUCUUCUGAAGUGGCCAAUAUGUUCACGGAUAUAUUCAACUGGUUACCUCUAUGCCAUCUGAUUAACGAAAGAAUUCUGGUUAUGCAUGGUGGAUUGUUCGAACGCGAUAAUGUUACAUUAGAUGAAAUAAAAAAGGUGUCUCGAAAUCGUCAACCUGACGAAGGCACUAUAAUGUGUGAAUUGCUAUGGUCUGACCCAAUGGAGGCUGAAGGUCGAGCCCAUUCUAAACGUGGAGUCGGUUGUCAAUUUGGUCCUGAUGUCACUGAAAAGUUCUGUAAGCAAAAUGGUCUAGACUAUAUUAUUAGAAGUCAUGAAGUGAAAGAUGAAGGUUACGAAGUUGCUCACAACGGUCGCUGUAUUACUGUUUUCUCAGCUCCUAAUUACUGUGACACAAUGCAUAAUCGAGGAGCUUUUAUUACAUUGAUAGGUAGUAAUAAACCCGGUGAAAUGUCUCCAAUGUUUACCAGCUUUACAGCAGUAGCUCAUCCAGAUGUGCGCCCAAUGGCUUACGUAAAUCCAUUACUUUCCAUGUUUAUGUGAUUUGUACAUUGCUUUUUCUUAUUUUGUGCCUUAAAAUGGUUACUGAACAUUGAUAGAUGCAUAUUUAAAUAAACACACAUAUAUACAGUUAACUUGAUCAAUGUAUCAACUGUUCAUUGUACACAUUAUAUUGUCAAAAUUCUCACGUAACAUUUUCUUACUCAUUUUUGAUGGGCUUAGUUUUGAGUCAAGGAUUCUCAUGUCUGCAUUUUUAAUUCCAUUGUAAUAAAGUUACUUUGGGAAAAUGUAAAAAAAUUUAAUCACAUUCUUAUUACUAUUAAUAUGAUUAUUUGUUAUUGCUACUACUACUAACACUGAUACCAUUGUUUGAACUUGUGACGGCUAUUUUUCCAUUUAGUCAGACUACCAGUUCUCAUUCAUUUUAGGGUUAAUUUUGCAAGUAUAUUAGAAGAAAUCAUUAAGCUUCAUUUAUUUUAUCGUCUUACUGUAUCGUGUUUGAAUAAAAAUUGUGGGAAAUUAUUACUAUUAAAUCUAUAUAUAUCUAGCAUUGUUCCAGUCUAAUUUUUUCAACCUAAUCGUCUUGAAUAAAUUAAAAUGAGGAGUUUAGAAGAUAAUUAAUUUUCGUAUUACCUUGCUUAGUAAUGAGGAUAUUUUGUAUAUUGAAGCAUUUUAAUCUGAAAAUAAUAGUGUUCACAUCGUAC